Funneliformis mosseae is the source of this 996-nucleotide messenger RNA. The record is from the annotation of a GenBank genome assembly. Lineage: Eukaryota; Fungi; Glomeromycota; Glomeromycetes; Glomerales; Glomeraceae.
AUGGAGAAAAAUUUUUUCACAACCGGUACGGUUUCGUGGGAAAAGUUUGAUGGGGAGAAAACCUUGGAACUUCUGAUAGCCGCCGAUGAGCUUUGCUUGAACGAACUGUUGGAAUACGUUCAGGAUUAUUUUAUUACAAAAGGAAAUGAUUGGUUAUUGAAAAAUAUUAAUGAAUAUUGUCAUACUAUAUUUCAACAUGAUAAUUUUCACAAACUUCAAGAAAGCUGUAUAAAAUUGGUUUCAAAUGAUCCACAAAGAUUCGGUAAACGUGGAAAAUUUAUGGAAUGGCCAGAUAAAUUAGUUACCGGAAUAUUGAAGAGAGAUGAUCUUCAUCUUGAAGAGAUUGAUGUUUGGAUAUUAUUACUUAAAUGGGGCGUAUCUCAAAUUGAGUUAUCCUUUAAUAUUAAGGAAUGGGCUCUAGAAGAUUUUUCUAGAUUAGCUUUAAAAUUAAAGGAUUGUAUACAAUUCAUAAGGUUUUAUCAUAUCUCGGGAGCCGAUUUUUAUAAUCACGUGAGACCCUACAAAUCAUUACUUCCAAAAGAUUUGUAUGAAAAUCUUUUACGUUAUCACUUUAAGAUGGACAAACCACCCAUUUCAACAACUCUUGUACCGCCUCGUGGGAUAGCGCUCGAUUCCAAAUUAAUUGGAUCAAGACAUGCCGCUCUAAUCGCCAGCUGGAUAGAUCAUCAAAAAAAUUUUGAUCCGUUAACAUGCGAUGGUAAAGAUCCCGCCCAUUCGCAAGCAAUUUUAAGUCGUAUCAAAAAUUACAACUGUGCUAUAGAUGAUUCACCUUGCAUCGGACCCUGUUUCGGGAUUUCCGAUUUGGUCAUGGUAGAAUCUUCGAGACAUGCAAAUGGAAAAUUUAUUUAUGAUCUUCCUUGGAGUUGUAUUCAAAGAAGUUACGAAAAAUCCAUAACCACGACCACAAAUUUCACUAUUGAAGAUUACGAAGUAUUUAAAUUAAUAAAAAAAGACCUAAAUAAUGUUGAGAGUUAA